Molecule: messenger RNA, 4085 nt
Organism: Oncorhynchus keta (chum salmon)
Lineage: Eukaryota; Metazoa; Chordata; Actinopteri; Salmoniformes; Salmonidae
Product: activin receptor type-1C-like
Exons: 9
Coding region: 149-1639 (496 amino acids)
Biological process (GO): protein phosphorylation; activin receptor signaling pathway; nervous system development
Cellular component (GO): plasma membrane; activin receptor complex
Molecular function (GO): activin receptor activity, type I; ATP binding
Source: RefSeq, a predicted model, not a curated record
UGCCUGCUUAUUCAGCUCUCUCACUGUUUAUUUACAGUGGAGCAAUGCGAAGUGUGUACGUGACGGAUUUAAACACGAAAGUCAUGAUUUUCUCGAGAAACAUGGUAUAGACAGGGCGUCCGCGAACCAAGCAGAUGUGGCUCCGGCCAUGACUCAUCCCAGGCUCAACACGGUUGAAGCGGCGUUGAUAUUUAUAUCCGUCGCACAUCUGAGCACAGCUCUGAAGUGUGUGUGCCAGCUAUGUGCCAACAACACCUGUGAGACGGGUGCAGACGGGGCCUGCUGGAACUCUGUGAUGCUCAUCAACGGGAAGGAGGAGGCCGUCAAGUCCUGUCUGUCCCCGGCUGAGAUGAGGGGACAGGUCUUCUGCUACAGCUCCCGGAACGUCUCCAAGAGGAACUGCUGCUUCACAGACUUCUGCAACAACGAGACCCUGCAUCUGCAUCCAGGCUAUGUUGAGAGGCCUUCGGAGGAGCCCGGCUGGGGCAGGCUGGAGCUGGCAGCGGUCAUCCUGGUUCCCUCUGCCCUGCUGUGUGUGAGCAUCCUGCUGGGGGUGUGUGUGGUGCAGGGCCAGCGCUGUGCCAACAACAGGGCCCACAAGAAUGACGUGGAGGAGCCCCUGGACGACCAGAGUCUCAUGCCCCCCGACAAGUGUAUUAAAGAUCUCAUCUAUGACAUGAGCACGUCCGGCUCAGGCUCCGGGCUGCCGCUGCUGGUACAGCGGACAAUAGCUCGGACCAUCGUGCUGCAGGAGACCAUUGGGAAGGGCCGCUUCGGGGAGGUGUGGCGAGGGAGGUGGCGAGGGGAGGAUGUGGCGGUGAAGAUCUUCUCAUCCCGAGACGAGAGGUCCUGGUUCAGAGAGGCAGAGAUCUACCAGACCAUCAUGCUCCGACACGAGAGCAUCCUGGGAUUCAUCGCAGCCGAUAACAAAGAUAACGGCUCUUGGACCCAGCUGUGGCUGGUGUCAGAGUACCACGAGCACGGCUCUCUGUUCGACUACCUGAACAGGUACACAGUGUCUGUGGACGGCAUGAUCGUCCUGGCCUUGUCCAUCACCAGCGGUCUGGCACACCUCCACAUGGAGAUCAUUGGCACACAGGGGAAACCUGCCAUUGCCCACAGAGACAUCAAGUCUAAGAACAUCCUGGUGAAGAAGAAUGGGACAGCAGUCAUAGCAGACCUGGGAUUGGCUGUGAAACACGACUCCAGCACCAACACCAUCGACAUACCGUCGAAUCACAGAGUAGGAACAAAAAGGUACAUGGCACCAGAACUGCUGGAUGACACGAUCAAUAUGAGCAGCUUUGAGUCAUUCAAGCGGGCCGAUAUCUACUCCCUGGGCCUGGUGUUCUGGGAACUGGCACGGAGGUGUUCCGUCAGGGGACUUCAAGAAGAUUUUCAGUUGCCUUACUAUGAUAUGGUGCCUUCAGAUCCCUCUGUGGAGGACAUGAGAAAGAUUGUCUGUGACCAGAAACUGAGACCUAACAUUCCCAACCAGUGGCAGAGCUGCGAGGCACUGCGGGUGAUAGGCAAGCUGAUGCGCGAGUGCUGGUACGCCAAUGCUGCAGCUCGCCUCACCGCACUGAGGGUCAAGAAGACCGUCUCUCAGGUGACUGUACUCAAGGACAUCAAAGAUUAGCUUGGUAAGCUAGCCCACUGGCUGCUGCCCCCCCCUGUCCAAUGUACUGUUAUUAGUUGGGAGCAAAGCAGCCUCUGGACCACACUGAAACACUCAACUGGGUGUUAUUCAUUAGAAACCAAACAGAAUAAAACAGACCGGAGCGGGGAGGGGUCUACCUGAAUUUGUCAAAUAAGAAACUGAAAUAUUAUAUAUAUAUUUUUUGCUAUGUUGCGCACUAAUGAAUACGACUCAGCAGUGUGCAUUCUCAGCUUGUGAUUCCAAAGGAGCCUACUGCUGCUACCCAGCAGGGAACACUCCUGUCCUGCCCUGCAGUGUGUGACUGGAACUGCAUCACCCAAUCAAGAAAGAACAGGAAAUGAAACUGUGACCUUUUUAGAUGACAAUGGAUGAUUUAUAAUGUACAGAUUUUGUCUCUGCUACCUCAGAUGUUUUUAAGUGCCCAAAGCUUGAAGUUGCACAUUGAAUGCUUCAUGCCAUAUAAUAGUGUAUGUACUGUAGUGCUAGGCAACAUGCAAAAAUUAUUGUAAAUGUUACUGAGUAAUGCACUCACUGCUAUGCCUGAUUAGUAAAGGACACACAAGGUAUACAUCCAUAAAGAUAUCUGCGACUUCGGGUGCUGCCCCCAUCCCCGCCCUAUUCUAUUUCGUAUCCAUAUAUAUCGUUGUAUAUGACUUAUAAUGCCUAUAUCAACUAUACUCCGUAUUUAAGAAAAACAAAGUCUAAGAUGUUGUAUAACACAAUAUAUUAUUGUUAAAGGGGCAAUCUGCAGUUCUACCAACAACAAUGACAAAGUGGACACCCACUGCUAUUUUGGUUAACAGCUGAGGGGUGGGGGGCUGGAGAAAUGUAAGCUAUAGAUGCAAUGACUGACCAUCCAUGAUAUCAACAUUAUAGUAUUAACCCUAUAAUUAGGAACUAGAAUACUAAUAGUUGAACUAAGUAUAGUGAUUUAAUAGGAUCUCUGGUUUUAACCAUGCUUUGAGGAUAUACAGUAUUUGUGUACAAUGGCACUGUUUACAAACAAUGGCGUAAAACAAGUUUAUAUUUUGGUUUUCGAUGUGCUACGACAGUUUUACUUAGCUCGUUUACAAGUUCUAUUCUUUUAAGAAUCAAUAAUGUAAUAAAAGUGAAAGAACGGACGUCGCUAUUGCAGAUUGCCCCUUUUAACACAUCCACACUCACAUGUAUUUUGCCUAACAAUCACAUCUUCUCUGUGAAGCACAACCUUUCUUAUAUUACAGAAGAGAGACGUUUUAGAAAAAAACAUUUAAAUAUAUUUAAUAUAUAGAUCGAAUUAUGGAAAGACUUUUAUUCCAUAGAAAUAUUGUUAUAUCCAAAGCCUUUAAUUGAAUGCUACAAUAUGUAGGGACACUAUGAAAUGCCAAUGUGAAAAUAUAUAAUUAAAAAAAAAAUAAAGUACAAAAUGUACCACAUUGUUGGUAUAAUGUACAUAAAGCAGUACACCCUUUACCCAAUAUAAUAUGCAAACACAAAAAAAUUACCAAAUUGUUCACCAAAUAUUUUUGUUUGUCUACUAACGAGGGAUUUUUCAGUGAGCCGAGUUUGAACCGUGGCCGUGUUCCGACUACUUAUGUGAACACUAAUGCCAUUGUCAGACUUGGCUUGUAAUCUCUUGCCAUAACAGGCUUAGGAACGGGGACAUAAGCUAAAUCUGCUGUGGGUGUCUCCUGUACACAACGUGGCAGGCCUGGUGCUCGUGUUUGUGUAGGCCUGCAGCAAGUUCAGAGGUAUACGACGUGUAAUAUCGCACAGACAUUUUGCCAACGUAUGUUUGGAAAUGUGCAAAUAGCUUCAUAGGUGUACAUAGUGACAGGCUUGCUGCUCUGCUGCCCAUAUAGCUGUAUCAUGAAGUCAAUGUUUCAAUUAUGUUUUGUACGUAAAAACAAUGACCGUUUCACUUUUAAUAUGUGUAAUUAUUUCCACAAAAUUUCCACAAAAUAUAUAUUGACAUUGCAGUAUUUAGUGCUCUGCCUGUAUCCUGUGGACAAGCAAGCUAAUGUUAAUUGUCUAAUUGGACAUGAAGCUGCGCUUUUGUUGUCAUGGCCUACAGCCGAGUCAGUUUCCCUGAGGAACUGAACAGUCUGAUCAAUGUUUGACGACUGCUCAAGAGGACGUGUGGGAUUGUUUUGCUUCUACAGACCAUCUGUCGUUCUGAAGAAAGGAGACUUAUUCUGUCAUUUCUGGUCUAAUAUCUGUUGAAAGUUGUGUAUGACACCAUUUGGAAGUGUUGCCUGCUCUGGGACUGUGGUAUUUGUUUUCUAAAGAAGGUUUUGCGUUGAGAAAUGUCAUCCUCCAAUGAAUUUGCUUAAUUCUUUCUGUUGACAAGAGAAACUAUUUUGUGUUGUGAAUUCAGAUAUGGGUCUCUUAUGUCAAUAUGUCUUUCAGUCUUACACUAUUUAUUAAAAAUAUGUGACAACGGUGA